AUUAUAUAGAAGUUACCAAUUUUUGCUAUCAAUUUGAAAAACUUUCUGAUUUAAUCCAUUCUUUAAAGUAGAAAUUAUUACAAAAUGAGCCAAUUGAGUCAAAAAAGUGGUAAAGAGUUAUUGCAUUUAACUAAAAAACUGAUUCCUCCUCUUUUACCUCAAUUCCACAAGGGUCAAGCCGGUAGAAUAGUUGUAUUUGGAGGUUGUGAAGAUUAUACUGGAGCUCCAUAUUUUGCUGCUCAUGCUGCUGCUGUAUUUGGUGCUGAUUUAUCCCAUAUCAUUUGUGAAAAGAAUGCAGCAACUGUCAUCAAAUCAUAUACUCCAGAUUUAAUGGUGCAUCCAUAUCUAUACGAAAAAGAUAAUGUUCCGAAUGAUGUGAAAGAUAUUGAUGAAUUCUUGGGUACGAAAAUCUUGACUAAAGUGAAGGCAUUGUUGGCUAGAAUUCAUGUUGCUAUUGUUGGACCAGGUCUAGGUAGAGAUGAAUUAAUGUUGAAAACUUUGGAGAUUGUAAUCAAUUACUUGAGAGAGAAGAAAAUUCCAAUCAUUGUUGACGCUGAUGGAUUGUUUUUAGUUUCUCAAAAACCAGAUGUUAUUAAAGGUUAUGAUUUGGCUAUCUUGACACCAAAUGUUGUUGAAUUUAAAAGACUUGCAGAUGCGGUUGGUGUUGAUGUUAACGGAGAUGAUCAAAUUGAAGAAGCUAAACAACUCUCAAAGAAACUAGGAGGUGUAACAAUCUUGAGAAAGGGAUCUAGUGAUAUUAUCGUAAAGAAUGAUGAAGCUUUGGAAAGUACAACUAAAGGAUCCGAUAGAAGGGCUGGUGGUCAAGGUGAUUCUUUAACAGGAACAGUUGCCACUCUUUUAGCUUGGGGACAUGCUUACAAGACCGGGCUCUGGGAACAUCCAGAUGAGAUUCAAGAGGAUCAAUUACCAUUAUUGGCUUGCUUUGGAGGUUCCACUGUGACUAGAGUUGCAGCUAGAGAAGCAUUUAAAGCCAAAGGAAGAGCCAUGCAAGCCACCGAUCUCCACGCAAAUGUCGGGAAAGCGUACCAAAUUGUUUUUGAAGAUUCCAAUGGUGAAUUUAAAUUGUAA
This is a messenger RNA of Hansenula anomala, 1089 nucleotides long. It is a transcript of the gene NNR2, whose product is annotated as NADHX dehydratase. Lineage: Eukaryota; Fungi; Ascomycota; Saccharomycetes; Phaffomycetales; Wickerhamomycetaceae. The record is from RefSeq and is a predicted model, not a curated record. Bases 85 to 1089 code for a protein of 334 amino acids. Gene Ontology annotation, biological process: metabolite repair. Gene Ontology annotation, molecular function: ATP-dependent NAD(P)H-hydrate dehydratase activity. The transcript is spliced from 3 exons.